Molecule: messenger RNA, 2665 nt
Organism: Batrachochytrium dendrobatidis JAM81
Lineage: Eukaryota; Fungi; Chytridiomycota; Chytridiomycetes; Rhizophydiales
Product: NEDD4 family E3 ubiquitin-protein ligase
Exons: 14
Coding region: 61-2538 (825 amino acids)
Biological process (GO): ubiquitin-dependent protein catabolic process; protein polyubiquitination
Cellular component (GO): cytoplasm
Molecular function (GO): protein binding; ubiquitin protein ligase activity
Source: RefSeq, a predicted model, not a curated record
CAAACUAAAAACUUGAAACUGAUUUUGAAUUUCCUUUUAUUCGCAUUCACAGCAACUUGCAUGGCGUCGUCCUCGUACACACCGACAGCUGUUGCUCCCGACUCGAGGAUAGUGCGAUUAGCAGUUGUGGCCGCUGAUGGUCUGUACAAGCGCGAUGUAUUUCGCUUGCCUGACCCAUUUGCAGUAGUUACCAUCGAUGGUGAACAAACAAAGUCAACAUCUGUAAUCAAAAGAACUUUAAAUCCGUAUUGGAAUCAAUCGUUUGAUUUAGUUUUGCGUAACGAGAGUGUGAUUACCGUCCAGAUUUUUGAUCAAAGAAAAUGGAAAAAAGACAAGAACCAAGGCUUUUUGGGAGUGAUUAAUAUCCAAAUGAGUUCUGUUUUCAAUAUUCAAACAGGUGGCGAUGAAAUGCUGACGGUCGAACUGAAAAAAUCCAGCAGCAGAGAUGUUGUAACGGGAAAACUGGCCAUCAAUCUGUCCACCAAUCUUGACCAGCCUGCACCCAGCCACUCGUAUGGCGUAAAUGGACUAUCAACUGAUCUUGGUGGUCUAUCGCUUGGCACAGAUGCAUCGCCGUCUACAGCUUCUCGUCCUCUAUCUUCUCUUUCAUCUGCAAGUAUGCCCAUUCCAAUAGAUUCAACCACUAAACUAGGAUCCAACGUAACGUUUCUUUCCCCUGACGCUGCCAACGGACCUAAUGGAGCUCGACCCAGUAGUGAUACCAACUCUAUCAAUGGCAUGUCCUCCAUUGAAGAUCAGUUUGGCCCUCUUCCUCCUGCAUGGGAGCGACGAGUGGAUCACCUUGGAAGAACUUACUACGUUGAUCACAAUACUCGCACCACUACCUGGCAUCGACCUAGAGUCAAUGCAUCACAAGAACAACGUGCCAUCACUGAGAUUGAACGGACACGCCAUAACAAUCGUACAUUGCCUGGUGAUAACUCUGUAUCGGAAUCCAAUAGUGUAUCUGGAACCGAAUUCUUUGCUGCUACUUCACCUCGAGAAGAAUCCGCCAUGUCGAAUGCUCCAAUGUCUGCUUCUGUUUCAGCGGCUGCUUUGCCCACAGAUGCUUCACCUCAAGCCGCUACUGCAUCACUUGGUCCACUUCCUGCAGGUUGGGAACAAAGGGUUACACCAGAAGGAAGAUCAUACUUUGUAGAUCAUAAUACUCGUACAACAACUUGGCUAGAUCCUCGUCGACAAUUAAAUGCUGGGCAAGCGGCAUCGCAGCUGGCAGUUGCUCAACAGCAAUCUCAACAGGCACUGGGUCCAUUGCCUUCUGGUUGGGAAAUGCGCAUGACCAAUACUGGAAGAAUAUACUUUGUGGAUCACAAUGCCAAAAUCACCACAUGGGACGAUCCCAGAUUGCCCAGUAAUGUUGACAGCAAUGUUCCUCAGUAUAAACGUGAUUUUCGGAGAAAGCUUGUAUACUUUCGAUCCCAGCCUGCGUUGCGUCCCAUUCCUGGCCAAGUUCAUGUUGCAGUGCGUCGAUCCAACAUUUUUGAAGAUUCAUUUACUGAAAUCAUGCGUGUCCCUGCUGUUGAUCUCAAAAAACGUCUUAUGAUCAAGUUUCAAGGCGAAGAUGGUCUUGACUAUGGUGGUUUGUCAAGAGAGUUUUUCUUUUUACUCUCACAUGAAAUGUUCAACCCCUUUUAUGGUCUUUUUGAGUAUUCUGCACAUGACAACUACACUUUGCAGAUCAAUCCACAUUCAGGCAUCAAUCCAGAGCAUCUCAACUAUUUUAAAUUUAUUGGCAGAGUAGUCGGUCUAGCUAUUUUCCAUCAACGGUUUCUUGAUGCCUUUUUUAUCACAUCUUUUUACAAAUUGAUUCUCCACAAAAAGAUUUCAUUGAAAGAUAUGGAAAGUGUGGAUGCUGACUUGUACAGAAGUCUCAACUGGACGCUGGAAAACUCGAUUGAGGGUGUUUUGGACUUGACAUUUACGGCAGAGGAUGAACGGUUUGGUGAGAUUGUAACGGUCGACUUGAAAACGGAUGGAAAGGAUAUUGUUGUAACGGACGAAAACAAAGCAGAGUAUAUUCAGCUGAUUACAGAAUGGCGUAUUGGAAAACGUGUUGAAGAACAAACCAAGGCGUUUUCGGAUGGAUUCCAUGAGUUGAUUCCUCGUGAUUUGGUCAAUGUGUUUGACGAGCGCGAGCUUGAACUUCUGAUUGGCGGUAUUGCUGAUAUUGAUGUAGACGACUGGAAAAAACAUACCGACUAUCGUGGCUACACUGAAGACGACGAAGUGAUCCAGUGGUUCUGGAAGUCUGUGCAAUCAUGGGAUUCAGAAAAGAAAGCCCGUUUAUUACAAUUCGUGACGGGCACGUCUCGGAUUCCCGUCAAUGGAUUCAAGGACUUGCAAGGAAGUGAUGGUCCUCGUCGAUUUACUAUUGAAAAAACGGGCGAGAUUGAAUCGCUACCCAAGUCUCAUACCUGCUUUAACCGUCUUGAUUUACCACCAUACCGAAGCCAGUCUGCAUUUAAUCGGAAAAUUACAUUGGCGAUUGAGGAAACAAUUGGAUUUUUGCAGGAAUAGGGGAUUGCGUGUAUUGAGUGGAUUCUAUCCUUUAUUUUAUGUUUUGCUUCAUUUUUUCCACUUGAAUUAAUUUCCAGUUGUUCAUUCUCUGUUUAAACCAUGAGAUGGACAAGCUGUUGUAACUUCC